This is a messenger RNA of Drosophila ananassae, 4081 nucleotides long. Its product is annotated as cytochrome P450 307a1. Lineage: Eukaryota; Metazoa; Arthropoda; Insecta; Diptera; Drosophilidae. The record is from RefSeq and is a predicted model, not a curated record. The coding region runs from base 2455 to 3948 and encodes 497 amino acids. Gene Ontology annotation, molecular function: oxidoreductase activity, acting on paired donors, with incorporation or reduction of molecular oxygen; iron ion binding; heme binding. The transcript has 3 exons.
UGGUAAAGAAAACAAACGGAGAGUGGCGACCAUGCGGCGACUACCGAACACUAAACAACGUAACAGUGCCGGAUCGAUACCCUAUUCCGUACAUACUGGAUGUAAAGAGCAUCCUACUCGGUAAAAAAAAAUUUUCAAAAAUCGACCUGCAAAAAGCGUAUCACCAGAUCCCUGUCGAACCGCAAGAUAUUCCCAAAACAGCAAUUAUCACGCCUUUUGGGCUAUUCGAAUUCUUGUUCAGGACAUUCGGCUUACGCAACGCAGCGCAAACUUUUCAGCGUCACAUAAACAACGUAAUGCAGGAUCUCGAAUUUGUUUUCGCAUAUAUCAACGACAUUCUGAGACGCACCUCCGUACGAUCCUUGAACGCCUUCGAAAGGCACAUAUCGGCACAAUUCGGUAAGUCACAACUCACGUUCCUGGGACAUGACAUCAGCCAGCACGGCUUGAAACCAUGCGAAGCCAAAGUGGAAGCCAUCCGCCACUUUAAAAAACCGCUUAUAGCUAAAGAUUUGAAAAAUUUUCUGGGUAUGAUCAACUUCUAUCGGCAGUUUAUCCCACGUCCUGCUGAUAACCAACACAUACUCCAGACGCUAAUCCAAGGCAAUAAAAAGAACGACAAAACCCCGAUACUCUGGUCUACAGAAGCCGACGCAUUUGACGCCUGCAAGAACGAGCUUGCAAACGCUGAACUACAUGGCACCUAACUCGCAAUUAACACUAACCACCGAUGACGCCAUGGGUGCCGUGUUACAUCAGAUUGUCAACGAGCAGCCACAACCACUGUGUUUCUUCUCCAAGAAAUUCACACCGACGCAAAAGAAGUGAACCUACGAUAGAGAACAGACUGCCAUCUAUCAGGCCAUUUUGCACUUCAAGUUCGCAUUGGAGGGCAUAAACUUCAUAAUUUUCACCGACCACAAGCCGCUGAUGUACGCUUUCAAUCAAAACAUCAAGAAAGCAUCACCGUGACGCGCGCGCCUACUGGAUUUCAUCAGCCAAUUCAGUACCGAUAUCCGGCACAACCCAGGAGAGGAAAACAACGUGGCUGAUCUUCCAUCAAACACAUCGACUUCGACGAAUUGGCACUGGAACAGGAAAACGACGACGAACUGCAAUCGCUACUCAAUUCUGAUCCAGAAAAUACCAUCUCACUAAACAAAAUUUUCCCUUUCAGGCUCAAACAAGCAAUUGUACUGCCACGUCGCCAAUAACCAGAUACGCCCGUUCAAGCACUGCACUCGUUGAGCCAUUCAGGAGUUAAGGCGAUGAAUAAAUUGGUCGGCAAACACUAUGUUUGGCCCCACAUGGCGAAGGAUGUGGCCAAAAUCGUACGCUCUUGCAUCCCGUGUCAAAAAGCCAAAAUCCAACGACACACCAAAUCGCCACUGGGAGAGUAUGCCGCCAGCGACGCCCGUUUCGAACACAUCAACAUCGACAUCGUUGGCCCACUGCCAUCAUCGAACGGAUACCGAUACUGCCUCACGUUUAUCGAUCGCUUCUCAAGAUGGCCCGCAGCAAUUCCGUUAGUCGACAUCACAGCACAAUCUGUGGCCAACUCCCUGAUUUUGGGCUGGUUCGCUCUGUACAGAAUCCCUCUCCACAUCACAACGGAUUUAGGCCGACAAUUUGAGUCUACACUGUGCCAAGAGCUCACCAAAAUUUGCGGUUUUAAGCACAUGCGCACGACGGCGUACCAACCACAAGCUAACGGAAUGAUCGAACGCUGGCACAAACCAUUAAAUGCUGCCUUAAAAUGCGCCGAUCCUAUCAACUGGAGCAGUUCCCUGCACUUAAUCCUCCUAGGCCUACGUACAACAGUUAAAAGCGACAUCGGGCUGAGCCAAGCUGAAAUGUUUUAUGGCACCGGCCUACGGGUCCCUGGCGUGUUUUUUACACCGAACACACAAAAACAUACCGAGUCCGAGUUCGCCGAGGCUCUUCAAAAAACUGGCAAAGCUGUACAGGACGGCGGAUAAAUAAAUAAGAAUAUUAUAGCUCCCAUAGAGGCUACUCACAGGGAGCUAGACUUCGGCUUCAGCUUCGUUACCAUAAAGGUAUACAGGUCGGUCUCGGGCGAGGGAGCGAAACAGACCACAACUCAGUAGGAACUGGCCUCAGAAUUAGAAUCCUCAGAUAUAGAGAACGGCUACAGCACGGAUGCAUCGCUGCUGCGCAGGAUGGCUGCGAGUCGGGUCAUCGAUGAAGACAUAUCCGACGACGAGGAGACAGAGAUCACUAUGGUGGUGGUUGAACUGUCAGAUAUCCUUAGGGAUUAUGCAGAUAAACCGCCACCAUUGUAAGGCAGCCUCAGCUGCACUGCUGCUCCAUUUGGCUGAGGAUGGAGCCGAUAUAGCCCUAGUCCAGGAAUCAUGAAUAGCAGGAGGUAGGUAUUCUGGAAUAGCGUCCAAGGAGUACAAGCUAUUUAUAGCUAACACUGAAGCAACGAAGGCAAUGCGGCAGCCACCUUGGAGUACCAAACGGUUACUAUCGUCGUACAUGGCCUAUGAGAUGCCGGAACCCCCCGACAAGCUAUUUGAUAAGCUAGUACAGGACAGCAAAAGGCUAAACCUAGGCCUCCUUAUAAAAUGUGACUUCAACGCUCACCACUCACAAUGGGCGAGCUCAAACACAAACGACCGCGCUCUGGCUCUGUGUGAUUGGUCACAGUUACAACAAAGGAGAAGAAACUUAGCCCGUCGACACUGUUCCCCCCGGGAAUCAUCUUCGUAUUUUUCAAAAAUGUCUGAGAUUGGAUGUUUAGAAAUUAAUAAUUUGAUAAACCAAAUGAAAAUCAAAUCAUUUGAAAAAAAAUACGAUAUAAAAAACCUAAUUCUUAAAGCUAGCGCCAACAUGUUUUGCCAAUAUAUGUGUUCAACUCGGUUUAAUUAUAAUGAUAAAGAGUUUCAUAAAAUAGUUCAAUAUUUUGAUGAAAUAUUUUGGGAAAUAAACCAGGGAUAUUCCCUCGAUUUCUUGCCUUGGCUUAAACCUUUUUAUAGUUCUCACACAAAGAAGAUUGUGCAUUGGUCUACGACAAUAAGAAAAUUUAUUAUGGAUAGAAUUAUUAACCAAAGGGAAAAAAGAGUAGAUUUGGAUGAGCCGGAUAAAGACUUUAUUGAUGCUUUGCUGAAAAGCUUAAAAGAGGAUAAGAAUGUUUCCCGAAACACUAUAAUUUUUAUGCUAGAAGAUUUUAUUGGAGGGCACUCAGCUGUUGGGAACUUGGUGAUGUUGGCUCUUUCAUAUAUAGCUAAAAAUCCUACGAUUGGUGAAAAAAUAGAGAAAGAGGUGUAUGGAAUAUCAAAAAAGGGAUCUCGAAGGAUUAGCCUUUAUGAUAUGAAUAUAAUGCCAUACACAAUGGCGACUAUUUUGGAAGUACUUCGCUGCUCUUCUUCCCCCAUAGUUCCACAUGUAGCGAUGGAAGACACAGUUGUUGCAGGAUUUGGUGUGACGAAAGGCACUAUUAUAUUUAUAAAUAAUUAUGCGUUGAAUAUGAGUGAUAAAUACUGGUUAAAUCCUGAAAAAUUUGAACCCGAACGAUUUUUGGAGGAACAAAGAUACUCUAUGAAAACAUAUAAAAAUAGGCGAAGCUCGAAUGGGUCAGAUUCUGGUAUUGAGUUUGAAAGCGAUAAAGGAAUUGGCAAUAAAACAAUAAUUAAGAACAACUUUUCAAAAAAAAAUGGUAAAAAGUCUUUAAAAAUAAGAUCAUAUAAGUUAAGAGGCAAUGUGCCUCAUUUCCUUCCCUUUAGCAUAGGUAAGCGUACAUGUAUUGGACAAAAUUUGGUGAAAGGGUUUGGAUUUAUUUUGUUAGCAAAUAUAAUGCAACAUUUUUAUGUAACAAGUGUAGAUUUAUCAAAAAUUGUUGUCAAUAAGGCAACUGUGGCCUUGCCGGCCAAAUGUUUUGAGAUAGUAUUGUGUCCCAGAGUUGAGCACUUAAACCAAAUAAAUUAAACUAUAAAAAUGUAUCAUUAAAUAUAUUAAUUUUUGGAAAAAAGGAUUAAAUAAAUUAAGUGAAUUUCCGGCUUAUUAGAUUUACGAUUGAAUAAAUUGAAUAAAUAAAAACAGAAGAAGACAGGUAAUCAUA